CUCAUUUCCGUGCGUGAUGCGCAGGAAAGUUCAGCCGCACACAGGUGGAGGACACAGCAGCUGACUGAGGGGCAGGAGGAGGGGAAGGGGCAGGAUCAGGGGCAGGAUCAGGCUCCCUGGCUGGUGGUGGUGGUAGUAGAGGUGUUGGAGGUGUUUCUCCUCCGUCCGACUCGCAGUCAAGUCCACCGGAGGGAAGCUGCGACGCAAGCCGCCGCCGCCGCCGCUGCUGCUGAGCCCCGGCACAGAGCAGCCUAUUCGUCCUGUCUGGGAGUUUAUCCAUACAACCAGCUGACUGAGCCGUGCUCUCCGCAAUCCUGGACGACUGAGUUAUUACGGAGCACCGUAACUGACUGCUUGUUGUUUUGUUUUGUUUUUUUCUUUUUUAAAAAAUGUCCAUAUUACCGUUCACCCCUCCAAUCGUGAAGAGGCUCCUGGGCUGGAAGAAAGGAGAGCAGAACGGGCAGGAGGAGAAAUGGUGCGAAAAGGCUGUCAAAAGUCUGGUGAAGAAGUUGAAAAAGACGGGGCAGCUGGAGGAGUUGGAGAAAUCCAUCACCACGCAGAAUGUCAACACGAAAUGCUUAACCAUACCCAGGUCUCUAGAUGGACGCCUGCAGGUCUCCCACAGAAAAGGUCUUCCCCACGUGAUCUACUGUCGCUUGUGGCGCUGGCCAGACCUGCAGUCCCACCAUGAGCUGAGGGCUGUCGACCACUGUGAAUUCGCCUUUCACACCAAGAAGGAUGAAGUGUGUGUCAACCCAUACCACUACCAGAGGGUGGAGACGCCAAUUUUGCCUCCUGUCUUAGUGCCACGACAUACAGAUAUCCCCGCUGAGUUCCCACCGCUGGAUGACUACAGCCCAUCCAUCCCUGAAAACACCAAUUUCCCCGCCGGCAUUGAGCCUCAGAGUAACUAUAUUCCUGAAACUCCCCCACCGGGGUACUUGAGUGAGGAUGGUGAGACAAACGACCACCAGCUCAAUCACAGCAUGGACACGGGUUCACCCAGCCUGUCGCCCAAUCCUUUGUCACCCGCAAACAGUAAUCUUGACUUACAACCUGUGACGUACUGUGAAUCUGCCUUCUGGUGCUCAAUCUCCUACUACGAGCUGAACCAGCGCGUGGGAGAGACCUUCCACGCGUCCCAGCCGUCUCUUACAGUCGACGGGUUCACAGAUCCCUCCAACUCGGAACGCUUCUGUCUGGGCUUGUUGUCCAACGUCAACCGCAACUCUGCAGUGGAGCUCACACGCAGGCACAUAGGACGGGGCGUCAGGUUGUACUACAUCGGGGGAGAAGUGUUCGCGGAGUGUCUCAGUGACAGUGCCAUCUUUGUCCAAAGUCCCAACUGCAACCAGCGCUACGGCUGGCAUCCUGCCACCGUGUGCAAAAUACCCCCAGGCUGCAAUCUUAAGAUCUUCAACAACCAGGAGUUUGCUGCCCUGCUCGCCCAGUCAGUCAACCAGGGCUUCGAGGCCGUCUACCAGCUCACCAGGAUGUGCACCAUUCGCAUGAGUUUCGUGAAAGGUUGGGGAGCUGAGUACAGACGUCAGACAGUGACCAGCACCCCCUGCUGGAUAGAGCUGCAUCUUAACGGUCCCCUGCAGUGGCUGGACAAGGUCCUCACGCAGAUGGGCUCUCCCAGCAUCCACUGCUCCAGCGUGUCCUAGGAGCCGCGCGCGCACGUCCCACCCACACUUAAACACAUAGGAAAGCUCGAGCACUUGUCAGCGAUGAUAAGAAGAGACGCACCAUUCAUCAAGUCAUAAAAAACACGACCCCCCCUCGCUGUGUCAUACAUUUCUCAUUACGUGUACAGCACUUUCUUUAGUGUUUCCAUUUAAUAGUUAUUUUCCAAUUUUUUGACAUGUUUUCAACAGACGGCCACGUGGUGUUUGCAGUAGGUUUCACAGGGAGAAAAAAAAAAAGUGCAUUGUGUUCAUUUUUCAUUCAGACAUUAUGCCCAGGGUUGUGGACUGAAAGAUUGGUUUCCCAAGUUGAAGUCGAGGCACAGUUUCAGCUUGGCCAUCAAAACAUUUUUGAUUCUAUGAAUUAACGAAGAUUAGGAGUACGCUUCCAUCAUUGGUGUUUCAGUGACCCAGUACCACUCUUUGUAAUCACUGAGAGGCCUAUUUAUCAAUUGAACCAUGAAUUAACAUUAAAAAAUGUUAUUCUCUGUAGUCAUUUAAUAGAAUAUAUUUAAUAAUUUAACUACAAGGUACUGUACUAUAUUGAUUUAGAUGCAUUGAUGUAAGCAUCAAUUAUCUAAUUGAUCAUUUAAUUGGUAUUUUAUCUAUUUAAAAAAAAAAGAGAGACAGCACCAUUGUUGUCUGUAAAAGAACCUUGUAUGAAAACUAUUUUGCUCAGUGAAAGAGACAUUUUAUAAGUUAUUUUUGCAUAUUGUCCUGCAUGGGAAUAUAUUUUUAUUAUUGCCUCAAUACAAUUGUACAUAAAUAUUUAUAGCUUGUGAUUUCUCGUAGUCAUGCUUUGCUUGAACCACUGGACCUGGCUGACCUUUGGCAUGGGCGGAUUCACAGUAAGACUUUGCUUUAACGACCCAGAACUUGGCAAGCACGAGUUUUCAGACCAAUUAGCUCUUAGUUGUGUGACACACAGGAUCACUGCACCACCGUUACUUCAUGACAUAUGUGACAUACAGUAUGAGGCAUCAUAGCGGACCGACUGAAUUUAGGCGCGGCGUGACUUCAGUGUGAAGCUCACGACGAGGACUGUGGUUCAUCCAUUUGACGGCAUGUGGAAUGAAAACAAAAACGCAGGUCUUCUAAUGUAGUAUCACCUGUUAAUCAAUAGUACACUCUGCUCCUCGUGGGUAAAUGAUGCACUUCCAGUUUACUGUGUUGAUCAGCGUAAAGCUUUAGUUGUAGUGGAAAAUUUGCUUGUCCGACAAAUACUGUAUAUUACAUGUACAUUGCUACGAUAUAAGGCAUGUGUAAUAAGCUCACUGUCCUUGGUCAUUGUCUUGAAACCACCAUGUUAAUCCUGCACCUACUUACAGUACAACACAUAAGACUGAGUCACCGUGUAAUCUAUUUAAAACAGUUACGCGUAGCUAAAUUAAAAUACAGUGUGCGACAGUGCAUUAGGUAGAUGGUAGAUCUGUAUCAGUACUUGUGUUCCUUGAUAUUCUUACUUGGUGGUUCUCUGUUCCAAGUCUUACAUACAUGUUUUUUUUUCAUGUAGCCUAUUAUUUGUUCUCAGAUGACCAUUGUUUUACCUGUGACAUUUUAAUAAAUUGCAACAGAGUAA
Messenger RNA from Mugil cephalus (flathead mullet), 3264 nucleotides. It is a transcript of the gene smad3b, whose product is annotated as SMAD family member 3b. The record is from RefSeq and is a predicted model, not a curated record. Gene Ontology annotation, molecular function: RNA polymerase II cis-regulatory region sequence-specific DNA binding; DNA-binding transcription factor activity, RNA polymerase II-specific; I-SMAD binding. The transcript is spliced from 9 exons. Gene Ontology annotation, cellular component: heteromeric SMAD protein complex. Bases 390 to 1667 code for a protein of 425 amino acids. Gene Ontology annotation, biological process: SMAD protein signal transduction; anatomical structure morphogenesis; cell differentiation. NCBI's taxonomy places the organism in Eukaryota, Metazoa, Chordata, Actinopteri, Mugiliformes, Mugilidae.